GCUUCUCUAACUUGGUGCUAUCUUGUGCCAGUCUAGAAAUUUGCUGAGAAAUACAGCCCUUAACAUGAACUCAUAGAAUAACUAUAAACUAAGUGACCAUCAUUAGUCAGGGUACUAUGAACUGUAUGUUCAGUAUGUACUCAGCAGGGUGGGAGUGUGAGGUCUCGGCUCAUCCAGACGGCUCCCUGAUCACUCCCCCUCCUCAGACCUCCUGUUCUGCGGGCUCCCUGCUGCUCAGACCGCUAGCUGGAUUUGCCACCAUGAAGAUACAAACAAAGCAGAUUACACUCUGGAUUCGCUCGUCGACUAUCACAAUUUAAUGGAAUCUGCGAGUCUCUUCAAAGCUAUGAGAAGGUGUGAGAAGGAUUAAGGGAAGAAAACAAACGUCGCCUCGUUGGAUCAAACUAUUAACCUCACUGGUAAGUGGACUAGUCAGCUAAGCUAGUUAGCUAGCUUUAGAAGCUACUGCAGAUACGGUGUCCUCAAGCGACACUGGGGAAAUUUAAAGCUGAUUCUGUCUCUCACGAUGGGAAACUACGUUCAUGGUAAGCGUUUUUAUAACGAGGGACAAAGCCUGAGGUCAGAAAAUCAUGAAGAAUCUGCAGAGUCUGAUAUUGUUGUCCGCUUGUCGCAGAUGGUGUUCAGUUACUUCUACCGUUAGCCAGAGUGCUAGCUGGUUAGCCUGUUAGCUGUGUGUACUUCAGUUACAGUUGACAAACGAGGUUCCGUAUUAGUUCGUUUUUGUUGUAAUUUAAUGCGAACAUAACAAGAGUUUCUAAUCAAAGGUUGGUAUUUCUAUAGCUAGUCGCUUAAACGUUAAAGAAGCUUAACUAGUUAGUCGGUUAUCUACAGGGUUUCUGUCAGUCCAGUCAGUGCACUCCCUGCCCGGCUUUAUGGGAACACGCCAAACCCUAUCUGUUUUCCUCUUAUUUAUUAAUGCUUCACGUUCCCAGUGAGAUUUAUUUCACUUUCACAACGACGUGAUACUUAGCUUUACUUGUUAGGGCGCUGCAGUGAAUUCGGCGUAUUCUGCUUUUAUUCCACACUUGUUUUUCUAGACUGUAAAUGCUGUGUUUUAUACUCGAUGGGCCAAGAAGCUGUAACAGCUCAUAAAGUGGCUUUUGCUAGAAAUAUUUGUAACUCAACCUCAAUCAAGUCUUAUUUUACCGGGAAACACAACACCUUUAACACUAUGAUCUGUAGAGGAAAUCUGUUCUGUGCCAGAGUUCAAACACUUGAGGAAAAAAACAGCACAGAUUCAUGCAAAUGUUGUGUACACAAAGAGAACAAAAACACUUCAAUGGCUGCUUCUGCAAACAAGCUUUAUGUGAGCAUGUAAACAAAGUGGGGUUUUAUUGGGAUGCCCAUAGGUAUUUGUAAAGUAAGUUCUUUGUUGAAAAAAGCCAUAAGACAUGAAGAUUGGUUAUUGUGAAACUCAGGUGCAUCAACAGGAUCAAAACAUAGAUCUCUUAUUGUCAAUAUAGACAUAAAUGGUUGGUUGAAUUGAGUCCAUACACUUACCUUUGUCCCUGUUUUUCCAUUGUCUAUAAGCCCUGCAACAAACAUAAUUGCAUGACCCACUUAUUCCACUAAUUAUUUUCUACCUUAAUAUCUCAAAAUAUUGAGAAAUAAAUGAUGUUAAGGUUUCAAAAGUUAAAGAUAGUUAAUAAGAGAGGACAGGAAAUAAAAAAAUAUUAGAAACCCUUAAAACAUUCAUCUGUUAAUUGAGAGUGCAAUAGUGGUAAUAUUGUAACUGCAGAAUGAGGCUUAAAAAUAAUCACUGAGGUCUCUUUCAUAGUGGAAAAUGAUGUUUGAUGUUGCAUUUCUUAAAUCUCUUAAAUUCCCUUUCUUUAUUUUAAUUGUCCCUCCUAACUGAUGUGUUUUUGGAAAGCACUUUGUGCUCCUGUCUUGGACAGUGUUCAACAAAUAAGAUUGUUAUUAUUGUUAUUAUUACCUGUUCAGUGCACAUGCCCACAAGAAGUGUUAAUAUCAGCAGUUGUAAUCCUCAUGGAGGCUUUAAUUGAUAAAAUCAAACUAAAUUUGUUUGCAGAAGUUUACUUUGAGUAAGAUGUUUUUUUUAAUAUCCCAAACAUUUACAUGAAUCUGUGUGAGUUUUCCUGAAAUAUUUGUUUUAGGGUUGCACAGAACAAAUGACUUUCUGAAAAGAGUUCCUGAAAAUUUCUAGACUUUCAUCUGUGCCCCUGAAAUAUUUCAGAUAUUUUUGUCCACCCAUGUCCCUCACAACCUGACGUCUUCUUCAUCCUUGGCAUCAAAUGUUUUUGUUCAUCUGGUUUGGUGUCACUCCUCCAGGUUUGCACAAAUUAAACGUCACCACCCCCACUUGUUUGCUUACUGACUUUCCCUAAAUAUUUACUGCUGCUUUCUCACACUGGCUAACACGGACUCCUAGCCAAAAUCUUCCCAGGGGGCUGGGAGGAAAUAGUUAUGUUAAGGGCAGGGUAGAAAUCUUGGCUAUUUGAAUUCGGAAGUGCAGCCUCUCCUGAAGGUUUCAGGGAGUAAGCAGGAGUCUGUGCAUGUGUGAAUACAACUCCAGACAGAUUCACAGCUGUUUGCUAGCAGUACUUUACAGGAUCCAUCUAAAAAUACUACCAUUAGAUUUUGAAAGACAAAAAGUGCAGUCUGUAAUAUCCUUGUAUGUUUCACUAUAAUCUUCCAAAGAUCACUAAAACAACAGAAACCUGCCCAGGCUGACAGAGCCAGUGCUUGAACGGAGUCCAAAGAGCCUUUGUCAACAUCUGCAGCUGUUACCAAGGAGAGACACACAUCAGAUUAUUUGCUCCCAGCAGUCUCUUUGAACUGAAGUCAUUAACAUCCACAGCACAGGACAGAUCUCUGUUUGUAAUUAGGGUCUGGCAGGUAACAUGUUUACAAGUGCAGUACACAUGUGAUCCGGUCAGCAGACGUGCUUUUCUCUGAUCUUGUUUGAUCAGAUUCUUACAAAAUUCUACCAGUGACAUUUUUAUAUGAGUGAAAAUAACAUAUUUAAGUGCAGGGGAAAACCGAAUACAGUAGCUUGUGUCCUUGAGUAUUUGAUAGAUGUUGAUGGCAGUUUAAGUUGUAGCUCUAAAAAUAGAGUAGAGCUCACAGACACCAGAUGAGACCCUGUCCUUCUCCCCAUAGCUGAGUUUGUAAUGCAGCACUUCUCAGACAGGGAAUACGUCUAUUUCCUUUUAUAGAGUUGGCAGGGUCUUAUACUGAGCCAGGAAACAUUAGUGGUAUUUCUCAACCCUUGGUGCUAAUCUUGCUUUUGCUUUCUGAACUAAAACGCAAAAGUCAGGGCUGUGUCAGUCAGAUAGUUAUCAGGGCCAAUCCAGACAUGUUCUGGUGUAUUAAUCUCAUCUAACUGAGCGUUACAGAGUCUGAUCCAACUCUCAGUUAUUACCCCAUAUGUCACACAGGUGUUUUUACUUCUAGGGGAUUUCAUACACAAAAUCACUACAAGUGCUUAUGUUUUCAGCCUCAGUCUACUGAGCCUUACACAGACUGAGCCCCACCCCUCGAAACUCACACACUAAGCAUCAGCAAAAAUAGAGCGGAAAUGUCUGUUUGUGCCAUAGACAUGAGCUGCCACUCUUGUUUGGUUUUGACACAGUCUGAGCAUCUCUUGGGGUUUUGUUUUCACUGUGUUUAAGCACAAGGUAGGGGUGGCGCUAGAUUUAGGAAAUAAUCAAGGAUACCAGUCAGUCGUUCUACAUAUAUCCAAUUCUCUGUUGAAUUUCUGUUUAUUUUCUGAGUGAAGUAAAAUUUGCUUUUUCCAGUUGUCUGUGUCAACAACACAAAUUCAGUCAAAAUGUUUUAUUGUAAGUUUAAUACUCUCACUCCUCUGCUAAGACAGGGAAGUCUAAGUUUUUAUUGGACCUGUACAGGUCAGCUGAUUGCAGACAUCACAUUGAAUGGUUGAGCCUUUUUCUAGCAUAGACUGCUAACAACCAAACUGAGACCAUUUCACUGAAAUUUAUGCAAAUCAUUGUUGAGCCUUGGAUUCAGACUAUAAAACUGCUGGUCUCACGCAGAGAGUGGAUUUUAUAAUAAGGCAGGGCAUCAUUAUUGUUCCAGUUUUAGAGCAGAUAUUAUAAUGGCAGUGGUUUUGAAUGCUCUUGUCUGCAAUUAUUAAUCUCUUGACCCCUUGAUUGUUGCUGUUGCUGUCAAUUUCUGUGGUGCAUCCCGUUGUUUUGCAAGGUACACAGAGAUAAGUUGAAGGCUCUGAUAAAGAAAGUGUUUUGGUUAGAUGCAAAGAUUCACAGGACUUUAAUGACUUGGAACUGGUUCCUUCAAGGCUUUUGAUUCCCAUCCCCCAAGUGGGACAGACUCUCUGUAUACGAAUAUAUUAUGUACCACUAGAGUAGAGCGAUGUUCAACUAGCACAGGCACAUGGAUGGUAACCUGCAAGAAGGACUGAGGGCUGGUGGUGCUAGCUCUGCUAAUAUUAGCCAGACUCUGCAAACCAGUUUGAUGACAUUUAACCUACUGACUCUUAUGAUUUUGUGUUGUGCUAAAUUUUGACAGUUUUAUGGGACUUUCUGGGUUUCAGGCUAAACUGCUUGAAAGUAGGUGGCUUCUGAACAUCCUUAAAGUCAACAUGAGUUUUCUUUUUUUAGUGCAAUCUGAAAAAAGAUAAUUUCUCGUCAAGUCUGACAUUUGAAAGAGAGCAGUUCUUCAGAUAGCUUGUGCAGAGACUGCAGGGAACAUAAAACACUGGAAGAAUCUUUAAAUAGCAAGAAAUCAUGAGCUUUAAUUAAAAGACAUCAUGAGUCAUUUUACAGCCUGUCAUAAAUGACAUUUUUCAUUAUUUCUGUUAUAAUAUAGACCAAGCAGUUCAUUUGUAAGAAGAGGGAAAAACUACUCAAAUGUUUCCUCCCUUACCAAUUCACAAGGCUUUUAUACACAUUCAUGGUUUUGUUCUUGUGCAUGUCUCUGUUUGAUCCUCCUCUGUUCGGCUGUCUGAACCUGCUACACACUAACUUACACCGGAGGUCACUCAGAGCUGUAGGUGACAGAGCUGCCAGGAUGUGGAAGUGAUACCAGCAGUGCAGUGUCUCAGAUCAGUGAUCCGCAAAGUCAGUUUUGUUCUUUAAUUCCAGACACACUCACACACACACACACACACAUCGGUAUGGAGUCAGGCGGUCCUUUCUCCUCGCUGUCUUUGUGCGGCGGCUCUGAACUGAGGACUGUGGUGGUCAUGGAGACGCCGUGUUGGAGGCCUCUGUUUCCCAGUCAGCUUGAAGAGGCUCUCUGUGUAAAUCCCACACUUCUUACUGCUUUUUAAUAUGCUGCUGAGCUGCAGGAAAACACUCGGCUGGAUUGUACAGCCUUCAGUCAAAAAAUGUGUGAGUCCUCUGCACAACAAAACGCACACAGACUCCCCUCUCUUUCCCCUCAAAACUCUAUAAAUUCCAACAUAUCCAGUUGAUAAUGUGUUAGGACAGAGUUAGUCCGCUAAUCCUCGUAGUCUAGAGGCUGAAACUGUGACAAAGUGCAUCAGUGUGUGUGUGUGUAGGUGUGUUGGUGUGCGAGGAGUGCCGUGUUUUUAUUGUGAUGUCAUGCAGAGGGAAUGCUCACCGUUGAGGGUUCGACUGUUCACUCAGAGGACGACACUGUGGGAAAGUCCAGAGUCCGUUCAUUUGAGCUGAAUAAAGGAGAGCUAAGAAUCUGAAAAAGAAAACAAAAAGUCUAUCAUUAGAGAGCAAAGGAGCAGAGGACAAACUGGUUUUAUUGAACGGAUUACUGAUGUUUUUUAGCGAAUAAAAAAACACCAAUUUAUUUAUUUGCACCCUAAGUUGACUCAUAUUUUGGUGAGGACUGUCUUUGCUUCACCUCUCUCAGUUCAUGUAUUUCACUCUGACAGUCCAGCAGCUCCUUAUUCAUCUAAAAUCUUCUAUAUGAUUUAAACAGAUGAGCUGAUUAAAAAGGUGUCUCAGGUAAAGUCGCUCUGAGUCUCUAUAAAUAAAUCUUUCGUUGCACCUCUUGUUCCAGAUCUGUUCAAAGAUGCCGGAGGUUCGAGACCUUUCUGAAGCUCUGCCAGAGAUGCCAAUGGACCCCAUCACUGGAGUGGGAGUAGUAGCCUCCAGGAACAGGGCCCCCACGGGAUAUGAUGUGGUGAGUCACUGAACACAGCUCACUUCAGGUAAAGGCUCAUUCAUGCUCCACGUGAGAUAAACAUACGGUUACAGAUGGAGCCUUUCAUCCACACUCUGCAGUCGUUUCAUCUGCACGUCUUCUGCAAGCUUUUGGACACAGACCAAACAUUUCAACGCUCUAUUUUUGAACAUAGGGUGAGCAUUAAUGAGCCUGUAGGCGUGGGCUGGUAUGAAAUUCUGACAGUAUGAUGACCUUAUGCAGAGAUCCCACGGUUUCACAGUAUCACACUGUUGCUGUUACCGCUCGAACAUAUGAUUAACACAUAGAUGUGUGUCAUUUUGUCCUCUGGGCUUUAUAAAAAAUCCCUUUGGCUUGACAGACUUUUAUCAAACUUCAAAUGUUUUUGUAAGGUUGAAAUAAAUAAAAAAGAUCUUUAUUACAGACUGAAGGAACCGUUAGAGGCCCAGAGAUUGUGAUGUCUUCUUAUCUAGAUGAUGAAUAUUCCUCCAGGUCUCGACGACAACAGACGGUCUGGAUGCUGAUCUGUGGAAAGACGGCCUUUUUAAAUCCAAGGUGACCCGUUACUUGUGCUUCACCAGAGUCUUCUCGAAAGAAAACGUAAGAAGCACACUUCACCAGAAUCCAGCCUGAGCUCCGAUCAUUGAUCGACAUGUAGUUUUCAAAUCACUUGUUUCCUUCGUCUGCAGAGUCAUUUAGGAAAUGUUCUCGUGGACAUGAAGCUGAUCGAUAUUAAGGACACUCUGCCUGUUGGUUUCAUCCCCAUCCAGGAGACUGUCGACACACGUAAGUGAUCAAGCAGAGUCAAAAACUGAGAGCUUCACUGUGUGGUUCAAAAUGACAAAAAAUAAAUGCCUCUCUGGCCGUAAAUGAGAAGAAUAUUUUCAGUCGCGUGACUCUCCGUCUCUGUUUGUCUGUUUCGUGUCCUUCAGAGGAGCAGGCGUUCAGGAAAAGGCGGCUCUGCAUCAAGUUUAUUCCCAGAGACUCCACAGAAGCUGCCAUCUGUGACAUCCGCAUCCUGGGACGCUCCAAACAGGCGCCCCCUCAGUACACCUUCAUAGGGUAAACAGACGAACUGGAAGUUUAAAUUUAUUCUCAGAAUAAGCUAAAGAAGAUGACACCUUGUUGAUUCUGAAUUUGACGCUGAACUUCUUGUUGCUGUCGGUUUGAGAAAGUUUAGUAGGAGAUUGGCUGUAGCUCUGGGUGGGAUAAACCCCCAUAUGACCCAUCAGACAGGUGAAAAAAAAGAAAUAAAAAAAGUAGGGUGGGUGGGAAAGAGGAAUGUGGAUUGUAAGCACUAAAGGAGAGGAGAGGGGUAGCUUUGAAUGUACAGUAGCACCAGAAGAGGUGUGGUCGAGUUGUGGUCCAGCCCCUGAAACUCUGCUUUGUAAGACCACUAGAGGGCGUCUUAUUCACACUGGAAACAAAAAACAACAGCUGGACUGAAAACCAUCUGGAAUUCUAGUUCCUGAUCGUUAGUGUUUGUUCAUUUUUCCACAGGGAGCUGAACAACAUGGGGAUCUGGUACCGGAUGGGAAAUGUUCCUCGGGCCCAGGACUCAUCUCACACACCGACCUCCAACAGCAUCCAGAACAUGAACUCCUCCUCCAGCUCCAACUCUGUCCCUGCUGCCCCCCUGCCCAAGUAUGUCCACCUGACCAUGUGCAGGCUCGGUCACAUGUUUCCUGCACAAACACACACACGACUGACUGAGCUCAGUCUGAAGGAAAGAGGAUGUUCACUGUCCUUGAGUCCUUUCCUCAAAGGGAGGAAACUGACCUGUGCUUAGAUCACAGCGAGGGGGGGAAACACAGACAAAAGUCUGAUUGUUGACAAAGAGAAAAGGACAGAUCUCUGCUGAUUUCUGAACACAUCUGUCACACUGAAGAUAUUUUUUUUAUGAUGAUCAUAUCCUGUUUCAGUAAAAUACCCUGAAGCUGAUGACUUAGUGUUAUCGGACAUUUUACCUGAGAUUUUAUUUUAAGAAAGAAGUCUUAAGUCAAGUGAUGUCAAAAUGAAAAACACAAAAAUACACUGAAGAACAAAACCAUUUUAACUGAAGAAAGCUUUCCUGUGCACUAACACCGGCUUUAACACCUGCUUUCCUUUUUCUUUUACAGCUCAUCAUUUCCUCUUGAUAAGUGAGGUUUAGCUUUCUGGGUCAAAUAGAAAGCUGAACUUCACUUUGACAAAUUUAGAGUCAGGGCUGAAUUUGUCUCAGGUGACUCCUGAGUCAGUUAAAAAUGUUUGUGUUGAGGCUAAUUGUGAACAGCAGCACGCUGUAAAUAAAUGUGUCAGUGGUCAGAUUGAUUUUAUUAGGCUCCCUUUUUUUAUUUGGCGUGUUCAUAGUUUGGGUUUUGUGCUUUAACUUGUGAUUGUUUGAUGUUGUCACUUUUAUACCACACUAUGACAACAUGUGGAUCUUUUAGCCACACACAAUGCUCCUAUGAUGUUGCACGUCACCACCUUCUUCCCUCCAUCCCUAGGUGGAGUGACUUUUCUAGAUAAUGAUGUUGUUCUGUCAUUGAAGGAAAAAAUAACCUUAUUGUAAAAGUUUAAACUCUGAUGCCUCGUAGGAAUAUGUUUCAUUGAGCUAACCAGAUACUGUUUGUGUUUAUCUUUUAUGUCAUCUGCAGGCACAUCUCCAUGACUCUCCCUGCCAGCUUCAGAGGGAAAAACACCACCAGACCAGAUUAUGAGCACCAGAACUCCAACCUGUACGCCAUCUCAGGUAACACACAGUCCUCGUCUUUAUGUUGUGAAGAACCAAAAUGAAUUAUUCAAGCCAGAGCUUCGUUAGUUACUGUAAAGAUCCAACCAACACACGACACCUUCCAUCUCCGGCUUCCACUCACAGCUGUUUAUUCCAUGAAUGCAGCAGGACCUACAUGUUAGUAAAUCUGUUGCCUCUGAUCAGAGAAAUAGAGCAGCAGUGUUCAGCUUCAUUCGUAAGAACUCAGUUUCAUGGUUUGUUCCUUAGAUACAUUAUGAUUCAGAUUCUGUGUUGUGAAAUAAUUGAAUGUUAAAAAAUCUUAAACCCUCUACCUCUGUCCUGAUGAUGAUUUGAUUCUUAUAUAAAUGACUUUGCUCUGUGGAUGCUGUGGAUAAAUCUGUGUCUGGUUGUCAGUAAAUGUUUAUACAUAUUUGUAUUUCUAUAACAAACAAUAAUGUUUACUCCUGUCGUUCGUCUCUUUCAGCGAUGGAUGGAGUUCCUUUCAUGAUCUCUGAGAAGUUUGCCUGUGCUGAUGUGAGUUAUCCCUGUAAAGUCUUUGGAGUUUAUCCUCCUACACCAGAUCAUAUUAAUAAUUGAAGAAUAAUACACUCAAAGUAGGUUUUAGAUAAGUUGAACUGAGCUCUAACCCUUUUUCCUCCUUGUUCAGCUGCAGCAGAUUGAUCUGAUGGGAAUCAACAUCAAGUCUCUGGCUGAGAUUGAGAAAGAGGUGAGAACAUAAAUCUUAUCCAAGGCUCUCCAGCUUUUUUAAAAUGAAACUGUAGGUGACUGAAUUAAACAUCUUCACUGCGAGGUCAGUCAAGUGUUUACACAUGAACCUUCAGGCAGCUACACAGGGUGAUUCACAUUAUUGAACUUGACCUGUUUUCUCUUUAGUGUUAAAAAGAUGUUUGAAUUCAAAGUUAGUUACUAGUCUCAUGGGCGCAGGCACUAACUAAUACAGUUUGUUUUUAAAAUGCCAAUAAUGAGCUUAAUUAAUCGACUGAUAAAGACCUGUACCUGUUGGUGUCAGAGCCACAUAGAGCUCUCCAACCCUCUCAUUAUUUCUGGUUUUUAAGUCUAAUAGAACAUUACUUUUCUUUCCUGGAAUAACGUCGGAAAGAAAAGGGUCUGGAAAGCACAUCCAGAUGGGACCUGAUGAUAAGAUACGAAGCAUUAUGUGUGUGUGUGUUUCUAUAAGCAGAAACAGAGGUGGGAGAGUGAGUGGAGAGAGUCGUCACUCAAACAAACAAAAAUAGCCUAUCGCGCUGACUGUGGUGCUACCAUAAGAAGCAGUAUUCAGCCUGCAAGCCACUAGUCAAACAGUCAUGUCUGAGACCUGAUCACGCAAAAAGCUGAUGAUCCCGGGGUGGCGGGGGUCGAAAAUUCAGAUCGUUAAGUAACUCUUAGAGGGCGACCAGCUGCUAAAUGGAGUGAAUAGAUGAAAAUGUGCUGAGCUAUUUUUUAACAGCUUCUGUCUCCUGCUCCUCCUCUUAGGGCAGGUUGACACUCAUUAACAUGAUGCUCUGCACAAUGUAGACACAACAAAGGGACAUUUCAUUCUGGUUUAUGAUAAGGAUGCACCUUAUCGGAUUUCUGAUGUGCUUAUAUUUUCAGACUCAUUUUGACCAAAACCAAUACUGAUAAAUACACACUUCUUUAUUAUAACGCUCAGUUCCUCCUGUAACAGAAUAUGUUUGUUCCUCAUAUUGUGACUGUCUUUUUGUUUGUGACCGGACAAACAAGAUAAACAGCACUUGUGAACGGUUGAUUUGAGAACUAAAGUAUGUUUAUGAACACAUGGAAAUGUUCCUGUAAUGACUUACUGUGUCCACUAGAGGCCAGUGUGUUGUGAAGUUUGUAGUUGGCUGAUAUGCUGGAUGGUUGAGUGUGUCUCUGUAGCAUGGAUGAUCAAAGUGUCUAAACAGCUGUUAAAUUUAUGUGUGUGUUAUCUGUGUGUGUCAGUAUGACUACAGUUUUCGCACAGAGCACAGCGCCGCGGCUCGACUCCCUCCCAGUCCAACACGGACCUCCCUGAGCUCUGAGGCCUGAGGACCCCCCUCUGAGCCCACCCCACCUCCAUCAUCAUCAUCAUCAUCUGUGUGGACCUGCGGGACACACCUGAACACAACUACUGAGGGAGUUCAUACAGUAAACACCUGUACUGAGAAUAACAAAGAGAAACAGGGAUCUGGAAUAAACCACUACACAAAUCAGCUGGAUUUUAACGGGAGACUGAUCAAACAGAUUGAUCAGGAUGGGGGAAACAGACAAGUCUCUGUUUUUGGAUUUAAAAAAUACAUUUGUAUCUCCAGAGAGUCGUGAUGUGUUGUUACCUGUGAUAUAAACAGCUCAUCACAAGGGCUUCUACCAAACAGAAGAGGAUUAAAGUGAUCUUUUCUUCUGAAACUUUCUGUACGCCUUCAUACAGACACACAUCUGCAGCUGGAGGCCGGAGCAUUAACAGAAAUAGAAAAAAAACUUCCAGUCAUGGAUUUUAGCUCUUGGGGAAAGACUCUUUAAAUGUUACUGUAAAAUAAUGUUGGUGUGACUGUGAGUGCACUUUGUGUUUGGGGUUUUCAGUGUUUGUUAACCACUCUCUGUGCUGUCUGCGGGCAUGAGCUGCAGCUUCACUCUCAUGAUGAACCACUGUUACUGUUUCAAGGUGUUAAACUAGGAUUUAUUUUAUUCUGCUGCACUAAGCAAACCACUGCUCUGAUCUUUUAUCAACACGUCUGUUACUUUUUUUAAGGUUAGGGAUCAUAUUUUUCUGAUUAGGGAUAACAGAAUACAUGAGUUAUGGUACCAGUACCUACGUAAUCCACUAGUUACUUUAAAUAACUAACAAUAUUUACAUUUUUUACUGCAGAGCAGCCUGUUUAAGCUAAAAUGCUCCUACCGCACGUUCCAGUGUCAAAUCUGGUUCUUAGUAUUGGAUGUUGUUUAAAUGUUCCUCUUCAUGUUGAGCCAGAGUUUCAGUCGCACAUUUUAGUUCCCCAGUUAACCUUUUCUCAUCCUUCACAUAAGUCUGUUGCAUUGUUUCGACCAGCUGGUCAGAUCGAUGAUUUAGACUGUUUGCCACCUGGACCAGACCACUAUCUGAGUGCUCCACAGCCUAUGAACCGACAAUGUUCAUUUGUGUUAUUUUUCACCGUCAGGCUCUUUCUAUUCCGUCCAAAUGUCUAUUUCAUGAUGUUUCCUCUGCUUGAUUUUUAAAUGUUUCAAUACAAGGGCUCACCUUCCUCACUUUUCAAAUAUUUCCUAAAGCUAACAUUUUAUUAUGACAGGAUCAAAUAAGUCAAAACUACCAGACCUGAAUGAAAAUCCUCUGUCAGGUUGAUCCAGAAUUACAGGACGAAAUAGUAAAUACAAGUAUAAGAGUAAAAUAUUUUGUUGCUUUAAUACAUGUUUAACAUGUGUUCAUUGUUCAAGGAGGAGGGAGCUUCAGAGUCCCACAUUGACGAACUUCUAUGAUUUAAUUUCUGCAGAUACCUGAGGGCUGAUUCUGACUGGUUUAAAGAAUCAGAACAACCCUCAUGGCUUAUUAUGUAUUUGUUUAUCUGUGAAACAGAAUAAUCAGGUCUGGUGCAGCACAGUGUGUGGGUAAACCUGAAUAUGAGACAAGUGUUCAAAGUACAUUUCAUACCACAAUGUAUGUUUUCAAAUAGGGUUUUGUUUACUCUGUUAAGGUGAAGUUACACCGUCUUCUGCAGCUCUUCACUGUCUGUUUACUGUUUACAUGAAACGUCUCUUAGGGAUGCACUAAUGCAUCAGUUGAACACGUUACAGGCUGAAAUUUGCCCUGCUGACAGAUGUCAACAAACAGUAUGCCACUGAUCAGUGUUUAUCUGCUGUGUCACUUUUUAUCUCAAAUUUGAGAAUAAUUAUUCAAUCAUUGGUGGAAAGGCUUGUAUUUCAACUGUCCUUUGAUCCAGCAGAGGGUGCUCUUGUCGCUACCUGACUGUUGAACAGCACUCUUGAUCUCCAAAAAAGCAGUGACUAAUUACAACAACUCAUGCACCUUGGCUUCAUGUUUUCAGACAAAAUUUUAACAGUUAAAUUAAAAAUGGUGACUACUAGCAACAUCAUUGACCCAAUGUGACUCAGCAGAUAGUCUGAAUUUGACAGAAUGACAGAGUAUUUGCCCACAGGUUGAUAUCUGUAAACAGAGCGGAUUCUCAGCUGAUGUAUCACUGUAUCCCUGACUUCUUUUUUAUUGUUUGUGCCCAAAUCUCAGUGCCUGCCAGAAACCACUUCUGUUGUUCAAACAUGGUCCAGUAGGUGGAGCCAACGCAAGGCAACAAUGAGCUGGUUUGCCAGCAACCAGUGAACACUUGAGGAAUAAUAGGAAGUCUAUAAAUCAUCAAGUUCAAAUGUAGAGAAAGAAAUAGCCAAUCAUGUGGUGUUUAAGAGUUCAGGAUUAAAACACAAGGAAUCAUUAGCGGUUUGUCGACAUCCUCAAACUUUGGAGAAAGAAACUGCAUCUCAGUUUCUGUCGAAGGAACGAAAAAGUCAAACCAAGCGUCUCUGUUGGCUCACAAACAUGAACAGAGGCGAUUUAAAGAGCUGAUCUAAAAGUUUAGGAGUGCCACAGAAAGUUCUUCUGAAACUGAUUUGUGUUAAAAUAUUAAGUACAAAAAGUCCAGAAAUAACCUUUGAUGUGUUAUUACAUGAAAAUAUCUGAUAACAGUUUUAUUUCCAGUUUACUGUGAAACUUUAGUUUGUUAUCCUGACUUUUCUUCUCAGCUGAUAUUUGUUCUUUCUCACACAGAAAAUAUCAAAACAGCAGACAUUUAACAGACUGCAGGCUCUCAUUUAUCCUCCUUUUUAAGUUUGUCUUUUCUUUGUUUGCUUUUUAUCUACUUUUAAAUAUCCAGACUUUAAAUUUCACAUGUUCAGAUCAUUUCAUUUGUCAAGAAAGUUUUAUCAGUAUCGACACUCCAGCUCCUAGAAUCCAGCCUUCAUCUGUUUCUUGAUAUGUAGUUAUUGUCAGUGAAAAUGUUCAGAUAUUGACUUAAAAUCAGACGAUCACAGCUUGUCUUCUCCAGAGCACAAACCAGUUCUUUAUAAAUGAAAUUGUUUUCAAAGUUUAAGGUUGUGUGGAAUGUCUGAAGUGUCUGAAACAAAGGUAUCUUGUUUUUAGCUCGUGUUAAAGUUACUGUGAAGAGUUUGUGAUCCUGUGCUUCAGCAAACAUUUCUUGUCACCCGUGUACAAAAAAGUGUGCAAACAUCUUGGGAUGCACGGUGCUGAAUUUUCGCUGAUAUUCAACAUGUCAGUCAUUUUGACUUUCUUUUCAUCAUGAAGAUCACAAAGUCUUCAGAAUACUUCCAUACAGUCAUGGGAAGAAUAUUCAGGACAAGACUUUUUUGGCCAAUAAUUACAUCUGCAGAAAUCGUCGUCUUAGCUAACAGGAUAAUUAACUUUCUCUGCUUUUAUCUGCAGAUUUCAAUACUAUGCCAGUAAUGUUGCACAUCUCUGCAAAUAUCUUUGUACGCACUGUCAAGUAUUUUUUAUCCUCCUAGUUUCCGAUUAUGCCACUGUAUUAAUUUGCUGGUUCAGUUUAAACUAUGACCGUGCGUUAGGGCCACAUCAGAGAAAGACAUCUGAUAUUUUGAGAGUUCAAGAAGAUUAAUUCAUGAGGGAAUGAAGUUGAAAUUUUGCAAGAAUUCGGUUAAAACAAAACAGAAAAUGUGUACCUAUUAACCUGUCCCUGUGCAGAAUACACUUGAUUUCUUGCACCACUUUUAAUAAAAUUUUGCUGAUGGUUGACUUCAAUAUAAUCAACAUUAAUCAUUUGAGGGCAAGCUGCUCCUGUGAUGUUCUCUUCAAGGUAGAAUAUAAAUAAGAUAACUAAGAAGUAAACUGAGUAUGUUUUUCAUGUUUAAUAAGAGGAAAAUUAUGCAAGUCUGAAAAUGUGAUUUCUGAAGUAUCAGAAAUGUUUUAUUCUCUGAUUUAGUCUUAAUACUCCUUAGUUUAAACAGCCUCCAUGUUUACCUGUUGAGAUCAUUUUCAGUAUAUCAUCACUUUUUACUUCUUAUCAGAACCCAAACUCUGCUGCUCGUCUGAAACAGAAACACUUUUUUUUAGUUACUUCUCAUUUUCUGAUAAAUCACUAAUGCCUUCGUUCAGUUAAAUCACUCCAACAGCUGUGUUUAAACAGAAUAACAUGUCUUUGGUUUUCGUCAGAUAACACGCUUAUUUUCUUCUUUUACUGCCUUUGUUAGAGGAGCCAGAUGAUCAGAAAGUUAGUUUGACUUUCAUAUUUCCGAAAGUGUGUCUGCAUAUUAUCACAUCUUACUGCAUGGAUUAACUCUUUUAUUUUAUAUUCCUCUUUGUCUAAUUUAUUAGUCAUGUCAGUAUUGUGAGCCUGUUGUUUUCAGGUAUUUGUGUACAGCCUGUAAGAUAGUCCUUUGCACUGCUGACAUGUUAGAUUGGGUUUAAAUAGAACCGACUCAUGUCCAUGUGACGCUCUGUGAGAAGCUACACUCCGCUAUCAUUUCUCAGCUCUGCUGUUAUCGUACUAAUCUGGUGUCUGCAUUAAUAACUACAGUAACAGUUGUAUUUUGAAAUGUCUGAUAGUAGCAUGCAGGUCACAUGAUGAUGUGGUCGAGGUUUUCAACAGGACGAUUGUUUGGUCUGAGAAAUAAAGAGUUUAUUCUGUAAAGAACAAACAAAAACCACGUCAGUAGGAUUUUUAUUCUGAGAAAGUUUUAUUAAAAGAUGAUGGAUUGAAGAGUUUGACCUGAA
Xyrichtys novacula (pearly razorfish) is the source of this 15578-nucleotide messenger RNA. Lineage: Eukaryota; Metazoa; Chordata; Actinopteri; Labriformes; Labridae. The record is from the annotation of a GenBank genome assembly.